Messenger RNA from Cannabis sativa, 894 nucleotides. Its product is annotated as protein DMP4. Bases 106 to 759 code for a protein of 217 amino acids. The transcript has a single exon. NCBI's taxonomy places the organism in Eukaryota, Viridiplantae, Streptophyta, Magnoliopsida, Rosales, Cannabaceae. Gene Ontology annotation, biological process: endomembrane system organization. The record is from RefSeq and is a predicted model, not a curated record.
UUAGUUUUCGUGAAAAAAUAAGCUGGUUAUCAUAUAUAACAAUUAACACUAAAAAGGGUAUUGUGAGAAGCAUUAUAUAUAUAUAGUAGCAGUAGUACUAUAACCAUGGAAAUUAAGGUUGAAUCGCGGCCAAAUUCAAGAAACGACGUCGUUGACAGUGAAGAAGAACAAAAGCUCCCACUCUUGAAAAACGACGCCGUUGCACCCACAAAAACUCUAGUCCAGAAAGCCAUUAGCCAAACGUUUGAAAGCACAGCCCACUUAGCCAAACUUCUACCGACCGGGACGGUUCUGGCGUUCCAGCUCUUGGCCCCUAUUUUCACAAACCAAGGGCAGUGCGACCCGGUCAGCCGGUCAAUGACGGUGGGCCUCGUAGCCCUAUGUGGAGCGUCGUCGUUUUUGCUCUGCUUCACAGAUAGUUUCAAGGACAAGAAUGGUGAUCUCUGUUACGGCUUCGCCACGUGGCGAGGGUUGUGGAUCAUUGAUGGAUCAAACACCACAACACUUCCGCCCGCGGAGGCUUUGAAAUAUCGUCUUCGUUUUAUCGAUUUCAUGCAUGGUUUCAUGUCGUUGCUUGUGUUUGUGGCCGUUGCGCUGUUUGAUCAGAAUGUGGUUAGUUGCUUUUAUCCGAAGCCAUCGGAUCAGACCCAGGAGGUUCUGACUGCGUUGCCCGUUGCGAUUGGUGUGUUUUGCAGUAUGUUGUUUGUUGUUUUUCCCACCAAGCGUCACGGCAUCGGCUUCCCCCUUUCUGUCAGUUGAUUAUUGUUAUAGUUUACUUGUUUAAUUGUAUAUGUGUUCUGUAACUGUACUUUUUUUUUUUUUGGUACCGAUUUGGUGGAUAUUGUCAACUUGUAUUUAUUUUAUCCAAAUCAUGAUUAAUUUUAAUUACAAAAA